Messenger RNA from Onthophagus taurus, 7036 nucleotides. It is a transcript of the gene Shrm, whose product is annotated as Shroom. The record is from RefSeq and is a predicted model, not a curated record. Gene Ontology annotation, molecular function: actin filament binding. NCBI's taxonomy places the organism in Eukaryota, Metazoa, Arthropoda, Insecta, Coleoptera, Scarabaeidae. Gene Ontology annotation, cellular component: apical plasma membrane; cortical actin cytoskeleton; apical junction complex. Gene Ontology annotation, biological process: cell morphogenesis; actin filament organization.
GCAACCAACUACUAGUCAAUAACCAGCGUGCGAAGCAGCUGGUCAACAGCUCAACGUUAGUCGGCGUGUUCCAUUUUAGAUAAUGUUUUGAACUUUUAAAAUUUGAAAGAAAAACAAACUUCAUUUUCAUACAUAUAUGAAAUAGUCGGUGAAUUAAAGAAUCUUAUAAAUCUUUCAUCCGAAAAGAGCUACAAAAACUGGUAUUAAGUGUAUUCAGAUCAACCUUUUUAAACUUAAAUUAAAAGUGUAAAUAGAAAAUUAGUGAAGCCAACAUGUGAAAAUGUAAAACACCAGUACGAUUUGAAAACAGUAACUAAGAAAAAAGAAGAAACUAGAUCGUGUGGGAGAAACAGGAUUUCUCCUGGAGCAUUUUAAAUACCAUUAGGAAAUAAGUUAAAGAACUAAACUAAUGGCUUCGAAGUUAUCAAGUGGCCGUCCGAGGCUUAAGAGAUCACCUUCGUCCAUUCUGGGGACACAAUGAUGCCCUCGAGGUCGACACCGAAUUUACAACAAACACCACCACAACCGAUAAGAGAAGGGGUAACAACAUCAACCAACGCUAACGUCGGCAAUCAACAAACGGCGGUCAUCGUUGAACGAAACGAUGAUAGCCCGCCGCCGGCGCCCCCUGUGCGCGAUGCUUCCAGCCUCAAAUCCAUUAAAUAUGGACCGGGACACGAAAAAUUUCCUUCGUGGCCAGUACCAGCUGCCGCUGACGCCCCCCAGGCAACCAAAGCUCCACCUGGCGGCGGUUCGCAUCGUUCCAAGUCAUGGACCGAUCAUACCAACUACCCCAAGGAAAAGGUCGUGACCUAUACGAGACCAUAUAUGAAAAGACAACAUUCGUCACAUAUACAACAGAAGUUGAAGACUGUACUUGAAAGAUGUGAGAAAAUCCCGCCGGAGACGUUCGAGUCGCGUUGUUUCGACAAGCUCAACGACUGUAUGUACUUACCCCACGUGGAUCGUGACGGGAAGUCACUGGGAGAUAUGGAAUAUACGGUGCCAUCACCACCCGAAAGGGAUGUCAGUAAACCACAACUAACCCAAGAAGAACUCGAAGAGUACGCGCGAUCCUACCAAGAGACGUCCAUCGAAAAAUUAGAAAUGAAAGGUUUGGAGAAUUUUAUCGAAUAUGCCAGGAGCUACGAAGAGUUCCACAUCAAACAACACGACGAUACCGUACUCGCUCACCUCCACCAGAAACAGCUCUCCUACGCCCAAUCCGAAGGCUACCACAGUUACGUAUCUUCGACAGACUCGACUUCUACACCGUUCUUAGAUCGUUUAAGGAGAGACAGUGAAGCGGUCGCCACUGCUAGAUGGGAAGAAGACCAAGAAAGUCAUCUUCAACCCUCGCGAAGGGAAGGUAGAGACAGUGUAGUGACCACCAGUUCGGGAAGUGCUUCUUCCAGCGAAACAUUAAAGUGGCACGGAUCUAUGAGUGACGUGUCGGUUGCUAGUUCCUGUACGCAUCUCGUGAACUCCUCCUCCAGUUCCUCGGUGCAAAGACAACACAUAGCGCACAGUGCGAGAGUGCAAACCCCACAAAGACACUAUUCGGAAUCGGUGCUGCAGAAGAACAACGAUAACGAGUCUACAUGGAAGGAUAAAGAAAAGCGAAAUAAUAGUAAUAAUAAACUUAAAUUGUUUGCUGUUAACACGUACACUGUGCAGGGUGAUGAAACUAAAAGGGUCGAAUCUACUGCGAGUUCUACAACAAAUGGUGCAUCAAGUCAACUUCAGAAUAGGUUAUCUCAGCCUCUUCCAUUAUCUGUAGCCGACAGAAUAAACGAACUGGAGAAACAACAAAGAUACUCAUACUUAGAUCCCAAUAAAAAACACAAAGUUCCUGACCCGACGCUGAAGGCCAUACAGAAAAAAGCCCUGUUGUCCUUCUACGAAAGGCAUCAUAAUAACACGCCGUCAAAAACUAGUACUUGGAGAUCAGAACCACAAUUAGCACAAGCUCAACCAGCUUUAACGGUUGCUCCUCAACCACCACCAAGAGUAAAAACGCAUCAAACGCCAUCACGAAGAGCUUCAUGUGCUUCCGAUUACAGCUCAUCGAAAAGAACAAGUUUAGCUUCCAGAGAUUCUAAAGAAAUCUCUUCAGGAAAAAUUACCGCUAGACAUAAACACAGUAAUUCAUGCGGAAGCCUUUCAACCGAUUUGUUGGGACCAGUUAUUGUUGGACCUUCGAUCAGUUUGGAUGAUUGGGUACCUGAAAAACCACCGGAACGACCACCGAAAAAUCCACAUUUAAGGUUAGCGUAUCCUGAUUUGUUUCAAGAUCAACGGGUUCCAAGUCCUGAUUUACCACCACCUUCACCUCCACCUAUCUUGGAAGAUGAAGUUAUUCAAAAUGACGAUCCCUUACCACCGCCUCCACCAGAAAUUGAUUGGAGAAAUAGUGAUAUGGAAAAUUCAACGACCACUAAACAAUUUCCUGCUCCACAAGUACAAUCGUCUAGAAAUAAUAAUAGUAAACUAUUAAACGAUGAUCUCUGCUUGUUGGAACCACCGAAAAAGCCACUUAUAGGACUUCCUGAACGAGGAAACCCAAGAUAUUCUUCGGUUCGGUAUCUUCCAAGCGAACACAGGUUAUCACAAAAUAAUUCCACUAGCGAAACUAGACAUUCCAUUAGCGAUACGCCUUGGUCGUCAGGUUCGAAAAAAUCUAAAGAUCAUUCUCAGCACGUCUUCAGUUUUCCGAAUCACCGUAAUUACGAAAGAUCCAGCACGAGAUAUCCUUCAGUUCAUAAACUUGUAUUAAACGGAAAUGUAGCGGUUAGUCAAAAAAUUUCAAAUGGUAUUAGUGAAUAUAGAGCUGAACCUUUACGGACCAUAACAGUAUCGGAAAAUACUUCCCCAUUAAAAGAAUCGCCACGUCAUGUUGGAAAUAUGGUGAAUCAAAGGGCUUCUAUUGCCGAAGGGCCAUUGAGAGAUGUACCUCCACCUCUUCAACCGAGACAAAUGAGAAUUAACCAGAGUAUGCGAGCAAGAAUUCCGGAAAGUAGAGCAUCGCCGCCCAGGGACCAUACGUUGAGGGAUUCGAGACAACUAAACUACACAAUGAGCCAAUCAAAGGCGUCGUAUAUGGCUUCAAGAAGAGAACGAGAUAAAAUCAUCCCAGAUCCGGAUUCGGGUAGCUACAAACGAACCCUUAGUCCAAACGGACACAUCAUUACCGCUAAUGAUACAACAACAACACAAGAAACAUCGAAAUUAUCAUCACGUGAACCUUGGUCGACGUUAAAGAAUAAAGAACAAUAUACGAACAAUAAUAAUAAUAAUGGAAAUAUUAUGAGAAGACCAUCGAUGUGCGAGCCGGCUGCGAAAAAUGGCGGCGAUAUAAAGGAAGACUUGAAAAAAACUCAGCAACAACCGUUGGUUUUACCUGAUGUACUGCCAAUAAACGCCAAAAUACUUUCUCCCAGAUCUCAACAUCAUCAUCACAUCACUAGAGAGUUUAGACCUUCCAAUUUAAGUCUAUCACCUCUCGAUAAUAAUUAUCAACCAGCGAAGAGUCCUCCGAAAUCACCACCACCUCCAACAAAUUCUCCGCCGAAAAGUCCUUCAAGAAAUUCCCCUUAUGCACCACUAAGAAGUACAAAUCUUUCAAAUUCGCCUUUAAGAACUCCAUCCUUACGAUUAUCAUCUCCACAAGGAAGUUCAUCUCCAAUUUCAUCAACUCCGCAAUACUCGUCACCUUUAAGAGUUUACCCUGGAAAAGAAUCAACAGCAGAAAUAAGAUCAAAUUCUUUAUGUCUCCAAAGAAAUGAAACUAAAACAAUGCAAAGAGCUUCGUUUCAUCAAGAAAUUCGAACUUCCAACGUCCAAAGAAUAUCCCCUUCAACGUCCCCAAAUUCUUCUUUUUCAUCUGUUUCGUCCCAAUCAAUGUCUCUUCCGGGCAGGUUUUCACCAACACCAAAAGUAGUCCCUGAAAUUAAACCAACUUUAUCGCCAAAUUUGUCGAAUAAAAUGAUUCCGAUAAAAAGUUUUUCUCCGUCAAUGGCUUUUAUGGCAAAUACUCCGUUAAAAACUUCGCCGGAAUCAUCACCACCAUCAUCACCAAAAGUGUUAUCUUCUUCCCCGCCACCAUCACCAAAAAAUUUAUCAAUAGCACCAUCAUCACCUGAAACUCCUAAAGAAAUUAUUACAUCAAAGGUGAUCGAAGGUUUGCAAAUGAUACAAAGGACGGAAGUUGUUUUAAGGGUGAACACGACAACGAUCGAUGCUUCAUCACAAACGGAAAAAGAGGAACUACCACCGACGCCGUUGCCGACCAGGAGAAAACUCCAAGAAGAAAUUGAUUGUGAAAAAUUAUCGCAGGAUUUUGUUAAUCAGUUACCAGUUACUGAUAAAUUAAAGGAUUUACUUGUUCCAGCUCCUGAACAUAAAAAAAUUACAGAUUAUGUUACGGGAUUAUUUAGGGUUGAUGUUACCUUAAAACCAAGACCAAUAAAUGCUCCUUUUCGAAGUAGAAAUCACACUCCAAGCAGUACUCCGCCUCCUACAUGUAAUUCUGGUCCAUCAAGUUCAACAUCAAUGACAUCAAGUGAUACAAUUUCAAUAAUCAGCAGUUUAGAACCCACAAGUCCAUUGCCAGCGACCUCACCAUAUUUUACAACUUCAGAACCAAAAGCAAAAUUCCUGACGAGGUAUAGCCAGGAUAUGAAUCAUUAUACGAUCAAAAAUACCAAAGAUCUCAAUAGAAAAAAGGAUGAACUAGUGAACAGAUUGGAUAGAAAAUUAGAAGUACUUCGAGGAGAACAAUUGGUGGUAUCAGAGGAGUGUCGAAUAAACGACGAAUUAGGACAGAACGUUGAAGACCAUAUUGCCAAAGUUGCAAGAACCACUGAAACGGCUAAGUUUCGUUUACACAUUGAGGAAGUUGGAAAAAUCACUAGUCUUCUUCUUGGAUUGUCUGGAAGGUUAGCUCGAGUUGAAAACGCUCUAAUAGGAAUGUGUGAAGAUAACCCUGAAAAGAGGAUAUUAGAAACGAAACGUGAUAAAUUACUGGAUCAGCUAGAAGAAGCAAAAAAAUUAAAAGAGAGUAUCGAUAAAAGAAGUGUGAGCGUAUCAAACAUUCUUUACAAAUAUCUUAAUUCAGAAGAAUAUGCGGAUUACGAUCAUUUCAUUAAUAUGAAAGCAAAAUUAAUAAUGGAUUCGAAAGAUAUUGCGGAUAAAAUUAAAUUGGGGGAAGAACAACUCAUGGCUUUAAAGGAAACUUUAAUAGUAUCUGAUUAAAUCGUUUGCGAAGAUAUGGUAAUUAAAUCGAGCAAGAAACAACAACGUGCCUAGUCCAGUGAAAAAUUCCUUUUAAAUUUUCUCUAAAUCGAAGUUAAGUUAAUUGAUAAAUGAAUACUCGUCACUAUUUUUAUAAGAAAAAGAAAUUUAAUGGAAUUUUUUUGUUUGGUACUUACCGACGCUGAUGAUAUUUGUCGGGACGUUAUAAACGUGUAAAGUGAUAUUCAUUGGGAUUUAUUUACAAAAUAAAAAAAGAAGAUAUAAAGUAUAAAAUUUGUGAUAGUAAAGAUUGUUUUAUUAAGAUGAAUGUUAUCAUUACGUGUAUAGAAUGGUUUAAUUGUAGGUUGCUAAACUGACAUUUCAUGUAAGAAAAUAAUUUCCAUUUUUUAGGUAUUAAUUUGUAUAAAAAUCCCUCUUUAUUUCAUGAUAUACUAAAAUAUAAUCCUUUUCAAAAACUUAUCGUUUAUAAUAUCUCAAAAAUGAAGUCUCAAUCAUCCAAUCAUUAUUGAUAAAUAUUUUUUCAGUACGCCUUAUCAUUUUGGCAACAAUUUAAAUCAGACUAUAAUGAAAGGAGAAAACUUAUUUAUGUUUCAUAAAUUUAUGUAAAUACGUUUACAAUGACAAAUAUUGUCGUGUCGUUUAUUUCGUGUAGGACGAACCUCGCAGUGUAUCUACCUUCUUAAAUUUUGUGUUUAGGGUAGAUCUUGUGGCCGCUUAACUUCAAGUCGAAUCGCCUCUUACCGUUUUCCAAAUAAAAACGGGAAAGAUGUCGUGAACGGCUAGUGAUGCGAUGAUAAUAAUAAUAAUGAUGAUGAUAAUGAAGAUGGGCUGUUAUAAAAAGAAAAAUGUGUAUUCAUUUACGUGCAUUUCUCCCUUACCCUUUUAUAUAAUACAUAAAGAUUAUUAAUUAAUUAUUUAUAUAUAAAUAUAUUAUAUAGUUUUUUUAUUUAUAUUAAGUUCAAAGCAUCUUCCUACCAAGUAUUUAACUGUCGAUUAGUUAUUUUUUGUAUAGAUGAAAUUAUAUUGUAUCGGAUACUUAUAUAUUUUUAAAACUGUAUGCAUAUAGAUAUGUGUAGAGAGAAUAAAAAUAGAGAGAGAGAGAGAGACGUCAGCUGAUCAAAAAGAAAAAGCAGGAAAUUACAAAUUUUACAUUAGGAUGCAAAAGUGAGUUCCCAAACUAAGACUUUUUGUAAUUGUUAUUUUCAAGUUUUUCAUAAUAUUUGUUCUUAAAAAAUAUAAUCACACUUUUUCCAAUUGUUUAAUUAUACCCUAAAAAAUGGUCAUUAAAUCUAAAGUUUAAAAUUAAUGUAUUCUCUUCUUAAUUUAUAAAAGAAAAUAUACUCUUUUCUUUGUUUGUUUUUUGUCAUUUCAAUAAUAAAUACCUUGAAUGACCAUUGUUUGAGAAGGUAUAUUCUUUAUUUUGGAUUUUAAAUUAGUUUGUUUACAUAGUUAGUUUGGAAACUUAUAUUUGGAUCACCUGUUAAUAACGAGCGACAUAAUUUGUACAUAUCGGAUUAAAUCCUGAAUAAUGGAAUUGAACGGUGCUCUGGUUGCAUAAAAAACAUUAUCUUCGUCCUAUGUCGUAAGAGUUAUUAAUUACAUUGUGAUGUGAUCAUUUUUAUUAUUUUUUUGUUUCUUCUAGCAUCGACUUGUUAUGUGUAUCUCGCUUAAUGUGAAUGUAAUAUUUAAGUUCUAUUUACAUAUCGUCUGUAUGCUGUCCAAGUAUACAAAAUAUUUUUUUGAGCUUUAUGCCCCGCUUGCAAUAAACAAUAACAAAUUUUAA